Molecule: messenger RNA, 2079 nt
Organism: Octopus sinensis (East Asian common octopus)
Lineage: Eukaryota; Metazoa; Mollusca; Cephalopoda; Octopoda; Octopodidae
Product: zinc finger protein 271-like
Exons: 3
Coding region: 1096-2043 (315 amino acids)
Biological process (GO): regulation of transcription by RNA polymerase II
Cellular component (GO): nucleus
Molecular function (GO): RNA polymerase II cis-regulatory region sequence-specific DNA binding; DNA-binding transcription factor activity
Source: RefSeq, a predicted model, not a curated record
AGAAGUCAAACUUCAAACGAAACGUAAUUCCUACAAAAAGCGAAAUUGUCAGGUGUCGAGUAAUUGCUCAAUUAAGUAAGGUACAAAGAAUUAACGAGCGACUAAAACAAAAGAAGUACAUUAUCUCAUUAACACCCUAAAAUCUCAGACUUCUCCUAAUUAGUAAUGUUUGGUCAUAUGACUUAAUUUGACCAAUGAAAAUCCAAUAUUUUCUUCGCAAUCUCCCAGAACUGCGAAUUCGUUUGUUUUCGUCUUUUCUUGCCGAAUUCUUUAAAACCUGAAAUUCAAUUAAUGCUAAUUAUUUAUUUCUUGUACCGAGUACCCUGUGGAGUUUUCGUUAAGAAAUUCCACUGAUAAGAUUGUCAGAUACCAUUGGUAUAAAAGGCUUGUUUAUGCCUUAGAGUAAAGGCUUGUUUACAUCAGAUUUAUUCUGAAUAUUGAUCAGCUUUGAGAGACUAAAGAAAAAUGUUACACAGAAACAGACAUACAACAUUGUUUAUUUGGAUUUUCAAGGAAAUGUGAGGAAGUAUUAGUUCAUAACUGAAAAUAGUAGCAAGAUUUCAUUCGGAGUCCUGCAAACCAAUAUUUAGAUGCUGUGCCAUGCUUGAAUAGAAGGGCCAUCAAAUCAAGUGAAAUCAUAGUCAUAACAGAUACUGGUGUCACAUAACUGGCACCUGUGCCGGUGGAAGGUAAAAUCACCCAUUACACUCUUGGAGUGGUUGACAUUUGGAAGGGCAUCCAGAUGUAGAAACCGUGCCAAAUCAGACUGGAGUCUGGUACAGCCCCCUCAGUUUACCAGCACCUGGGUCAAACCGUCCAAACCAUGCCAGCAUGGACAACAGAUGUUAAAUGAUGAUGUUGGUGAUAAUUUGACUCUAAAUUUAUAGAGGUUUGUGAUGUUUCAAGAUAUGAACAAAGACCACAGUUGAUGAAAAUAUAUUUGCAGAAAUCAAUGUAAGAAAUAAACAAUAAAAACAAAAUCAUGGAUAAUGUUCGAAUAUUAUGGUGUGAUAAGAAAAAUAUAGGUAAAAUGAAUUAUAUAUGAACCUUUAAGGAGUGACAGCUUUUUUUUGGGGGUUUUUUUUUCCUGAAAAGAUGCCAAAUGAAACUGGAAAAUCAUCAUAUCACUGUGAUAUUUGCAAUAAAUCAUUUUCUGGAAGUAGUAACUUAAUUAUACACGAGCGUAUUCAUACAGGAGAGAAGCCAUAUCAGUGUAAUAUCUGUGGGAAAUCCUUCUCUGAAAAUGGUAACUUGACUAAACACAAACGCAUUCAUACAGGAGAGAAACCAUAUCACUGUGAUGUCUGUGGUAAAUCAUUCUCUGAAAAUGGUGCCUUGAUUACACACAAGCACAUUCAUACAGGAGAGAAGUUAUUUCGCUGUGAUAUUUGUGAUAAGUCAUUCUCUUUAAAUCAUAAUUUAACAAAACACAAACGUAUUCAUACAGGAGAGAAGCCAUACCACUGUGUUUUCUGUGGUAAAUCAUUCUCUCAAAAAAGCCACUUAAUUAGACAUAACCGUAUUCAUACAGGAGAGAAACCUUAUCAGUGUGAUAUCUGUGGUACAUCAGUUCCUCAGAAUUAUACCUUAACUCAGCACAAACGUAUUCAUACUGGAGAGAAACCAUAUCACUGUUAUAUCUGUGGAAAAUCAUUCUCUGGAAGUAGCCAUUUGACUACUCACAUACGGAUUCAUACAGGAGAGAAGCCAUAUCAUUGUGAUAUCUGUGGUAAAUCAUUUUGUCAUGGUAACACCUUAACUAACCAUAAACGUAUUCAUACUGGAGAGAAACCAUAUCACUGUGAUAUGUGUGAUAAAUCUUUCUCUGAAAAUGGACAUCUGACUAUGCACAAACGUAUUCAUUUAGGAGAGAAACCAUAUCACUGUGAUAUCUGUGGAAAAUCAUUCUCACAAAAUGGUAACUUAACCAGACAUAUACGUAUUCAUACAGGAGAUAAGCCGUAUCACUGUGAUGUAUGUGGUAAAGUAUUCUCUCAUGGAAAUACCUUAACUAUACACAAACACAUUCAUACAAAAGGAUAGCCAUAUCUUUGUCAUAUCUGUGGUAAAUCUUUCUCU